CCUCUUCGCUCCGUCCUCCCUCCCCUUCGCCCAGCGGGGGCCCCCCCCAGUGCGCCUGUGCGGAGGCCUAGCUGCCCUGCGCGUCCUCUCCGGGGUCCUGCGUUACAGUCGGUGGGGAGGGAGGGAGGAGGAGGAGGAAGAGAAGAAGGUGGGGGUGGGGAGUCGGCACGGACAUGGCUCCCGACUCCAGCGCGGAACAUGGUCUCUAGCGACCGGCCCGUGUCACUGGAGGACGAGGUCUCCCGUAGCAUGAAGGAGAUGAUUGGAGGCUGCUGCGUGUGCUCGGACGAGAGGGGCUGGGCCGAGAACCCGCUGGUCUACUGCGACGGGCACGGCUGCAGCGUGGCGGUGCAUCAAGCUUGCUAUGGCAUUGUCCAGGUACCCACCGGCCCUUGGUUUUGCAGAAAAUGUGAAUCUCAGGAAAGAGCAGCCAGAGUGAGAUGUGAAUUGUGUCCCCAUAAGGAUGGUGCUCUAAAGAGAACAGAUAAUGGGGGCUGGGCUCAUGUUGUUUGUGCCCUAUACAUUCCUGAGGUGCAGUUUGCCAAUGUUUCUACAAUGGAACCUAUCGUCUUGCAGUCUGUUCCACACGACCGUUAUAAUAAGACAUGCUAUAUUUGUGAUGAACAAGGAAGAGAAAGCAAAGCAGCCACUGGUGCGUGCAUGACGUGUAACAAACAUGGGUGUCGGCAGGCUUUCCAUGUGACAUGCGCUCAGUUUGCAGGACUUCUUUGUGAAGAGGAAGGUAAUGGUGCAGAUAAUGUCCAGUACUGUGGCUAUUGCAAAUACCAUUUUAGUAAACUGAAAAAGAGCAAACGGGGAUCUAAUAGGUCAUAUGAUCAAAGUUUAAGUGAUUCUUCCUCUCACUCUCAGGAUAAACAUCAUGAGACAGAGAAAAAAAAAUAUAAAGAAAAAGACAAACACAAACAAAAACACAAGAAGCAACCAGAGCCAUCUCCAGCCUUGGUUCCCUCUCUGACUGUAACUACAGAGAAAACUUACACAAGCACUAGCAACAACUCUAUGCCAGGUUCAUUGAAGCGCUUGGAAGAUCCGGCAGCUCGAUUUACCAAUGCAAAUUUCCAGGAAGUCUCGGCCCACACUUCAAGUGGAAAAGAUGUUUCAGAGGCUAGAGGGUCAGAGAGCAAAGGGAAGAAGUCUGCAGGUCACAGCUCAGGUCAGAGGGGAAGGAAGCCCGGUGGUGGAAGGAAUUCAGGAACAACGGUAUCAGCAACUAGUCCUUUUCAGCAAGGCAGUUUUGCGGGCACUCCCGGCAGCGUAAAAUCAUCUUCGGGAAGUUCUGUUCAGUCUCCCCAGGAUUUCUUGAGUUUUACUGAAGCUGAUCUCCGCAGUGACAGCUAUACCCACUCCCAACCGCUGUCGUCCACCAAAGAUGCACACAAAGGAGAGGCUGGAAGCCAGGAAAUGGGGGGGAAUAGUUUUACUUCUUUAAUCGGCCUCUCUUCCACCUCAGCUGCCGUUGCCCAGCCUAAAAACUUUGACAGCUCACCUGGAGAUUUAGGCAACGCCAGCCUCACUUCAGCGGGAUAUAAGCGAGUCCAGCCUUCUGGCCUUGAAGAAGACACUAUUAAGGAAAAGAAACGCAAAGGAAGUAAGCAAAGUAAGCACGGACCCGGGAGGCCUAAAGGAAACAAAACCCAAGAGAAUAUCUCCCACCUUUCGGUUUCUUCUGCUUCACCGACAUCCUCUGUAGCAUCUGCUGCGGGAAGUGUAACCAGUUCCAGCCUCCAGAAGUCACCUACGUUGCUCAGGAAUGGAAGUUUACAAAGUCUUAGUGUCGGCUCUUCUCCGCUGGGUUCAGGUAUUUAUAGCAGCAACGAUGUAGCAGUCUCAUUUCCAAAUGCAGUAUCUGGGUCAGGAUCCAGCACCCCUGUUUCCAGUUCUCAUUUACCUCAGCAAGCGUCUACUCACUUGCAACAGGUGGGAACUUUAUCUCCCUCGGCCACAGCAUCUGUCACCACUGUUGUCGCUACAACUCAGGCAAAUAACCUACCUGGAUCCUCCCUUAGUCUGGCUCCACCUCACAUGUAUGGCAAUAGGCUAAAUCCCAGUUCAGCAAUGGCAGCACUCAUGGCUCAAUCCGAGAACAGUCAAACAGAUCAAGAUCUCGGAGACAAUAGCCGCAGCCUUGUUGGCAGAGGAAGUUCCCCCCGAGGCAGCCUCUCCCCCCGAUCUCCUGUAAGCGGUUUACAGAUUCGCUACGAUCAGUCAGGCAGCAGCAGUUUGGAAAAUCUGCCUCCAGUAGCAGCCAGCAUAGAGCAGCUUUUAGAGAGGCAAUGGAGUGAAGGACAGCAGUUUCUACUAGAACAGGGCACCCCUAGUGACAUCCUAGGAAUGUUGAAGUCACUACACCAACUUCAGGUUGAAAAUCGGCGACUGGAGGAGCAGAUCAAGAACCUGACAGCUAAAAAAGAACGCCUUCAGCUGUUAAAUGCCCAGCUUUCUGUUCCCUUCCCAACAAUAGCAGCAAAUCCUAGUCCGAAUCAUCAAGUACAUACUUUUCCAGCCCAGACUGCUCCUGCUACGGAAUCCUUAAACAACAGUAAGAGCCCUCAUGUUGGCAACAGCUUUUUACCUGACAACUCUCUUCCUGCAUUAAAUCAGGAUUUAACCUCCAGCGGUCAAAGCACCAGCAGUUCAUCGGCUCUCUCCACGCCACCUCCCGCGGGGCAGAGUCCAGCCCAGCCAGGCUCCGGAGUCCCAGGAGUUCAGCAGGUCAACGGCGUAUCGGUGGGGGCACUGACUAGCGGAGGCCAGUCUGGAACCUCCUCCAUUCCGGCCGGGCCAGGAGUCGGGGGGAUCAUGGGCGCUCUGCCGGGCAACCAACUGGCAAUCAGUGGGAUCGUAGGGGCUUUAAACGGGGUCAUUCCCACCCCUGGCACGGUACCCCAGAACCCUGCGCCCCUCACCCACUCAUCUGUGCCCCAGAACGCAACACAUCCACUGCCAGCCACAUUGAGUAAUAGUGCCUCAGGACUAGGAUUACUCUCCGACCAGCAAAGGCAACUUCUUCUCCAUCAACAGCAUCAGCAAUUUCAGCAGCUGUUGAGUUCCCAGCAGCUCACACCGGAACAGCAUCAAGCCCUCCUGUAUCAGUUAGUCCAGCAACAGCAUCACCACCAACACCAUCACCAGCCCGAGCUGCAGCAGCUCCAGAUCUCUGGCCCGGCCCAGAUUCCCAUCACUAACCUGCUCGCGGGGACCCAGGCCCCUCCGCUUCCGGCAACCUCCACCAACCCGUUUCUCAGCCUCCACAGCGAUGGCGCGACACAGAAAGUAACCAGGCUUAAUGAUAAAACUGGGCCUGUCACACAAGAGAAAAGUUGACCUCUGAGAAAUGGUUGGACUGCUUUAUCCUGCUGUUCUAGCACUUCAACUAGCUGCACACUGCAGGCUUCCUCUCUGCAGCUAGGAAGAAAUGCAACAAGGAAUUAACUGCCAGCAAAGGAUUGAUCGUCAUGGGGAUUUUCUCGUAAGGCUUUGAUUUGUUUUCUUGUUGCUUUGUUGCACUGAAAUGGAGCUUUUUUUUUCCAGAUUUCAUGGACUUUGAAAGGAAAAAAGUAACUAUUUUUGUUAGUACAACAAUUUACAUAAAAUGAGUGUUUCAAUGAGAGAGAAAAGUGUUGGAGUUGAUGCUCAGCUAGUUGUCUUGCUACAGAUUGGCGUGUUGGCAAACCAGAGGAACGCCAGUCCCAGAUACAAUCAGUUCUUCCAUAACGUGGGGCUUGGCUGCGCGUUUUGGGUAGAACCAGAGCGCAGAGCUGGGGCGUGUCCUUCCGACGGCCCGCGCCUUUCUGGAUAGAAAGCGACACUCGUGUCGGAAGAGAAGUGUAAGUAUCACGGCACGGGCGUUGCUUAGCCCAGGGAUCCUUGGGCACCCAUCACCAUCGCCCCAUCUUUGGUUGACAUUUGUGGGUGAGCCGCAACCGACCCGACCUUGGGCUGUAGGUAGGGCAGGUCUUCUGAAUUGCUUCUGGUGGGGCAGACAGUGAUUCUGAUGCUCACAUUGGCCCCCACCCCCCUCUCCCCAGCUGACCAUCUUGAGGCCUCCAGUUAGAGUUGAGUUCUAAGGCCAGCAGGGAAAUGAGGUCAACUCAAAUGGAAAGGAUUUGGACCGCACGGGAGAGUGAGAGAGAGAGGGCCUCUCAGUAAAGUACUGGUCGUGUUUGGCCUAAACCAAGUGCCUGUCAGUAAUGGCUCUGGGCAGCCCAGUGUGCACUAGGCAAGCCCUUGGAAGCAGGCGGGAGAGCCCACCCUGCACCAGCUGCCUUCUCCAUCGCUCUGCCUUUAUGAAAAAUUUCUAUGCCACUGUAGAUAGCUCAGGCAAACCUAUUACCUGGGCCCGUUUUCCACUAAUGCGUCACCAGCACAGUGAGUGGAUUUAGACGGAUGCUCCGUUUUAUUUAAACCUCUUCCCGUUCCUGCCAAGGAAUCACUGCCGGGGUCGAAAUAGGGAGAACUCGUUCCAACCCUCCCAGACAGGACGCUGAGCUCCUGGGGCGACCGUGUGGCAGGGUCAAAAUUACACACUUGGGGAGAUAGCCACUGAACUGUGCUGAUAUGUGACUUCUUAGUGGCAGGGCCCAGCUGUAAUUAGACCUCCACUGUGUACUUAGCUGGAAGAGAGCAUGUUAAUUCUGCAAUAUGUCUCUGGUUAAAUGUUGCACAGUUCUUACCUCAUUUCUGUAAAUAAGGUUUUGUGAAAUUGGGUUUGUUUUGUAUGGUGAAAAAAUUAAGAGGAAAUCAUUACUAUUUUGAUUUGUAAUAUUUCUAAUUGGUAGAUGUAAUUGAAAAAAGGAAAAAAAAUUAAUUUAUUUUUAUAUGUUCGGGGGAUUUAAAAAAAAGUCACAAAUCAUUUUUGUAGAUACUUUACAAGAACCAAAUCAGUGUGGUUUAUUUUACCAAACUCACUGGUUGCUAGCCUGUAACAAUUUGUAUAAAUGGUUUUAAAAAAAAAAUUGAAUGUGCCGGUAUUUUGCCUAGAUGUAAAGUUACAAGUGUAUGAAAAGAAAUGUACAAAGGUUUUGUUAAUAAAUUUUAAUGAUGUUUAUA
Molecule: messenger RNA, 5070 nt
Organism: Tachyglossus aculeatus (Australian echidna)
Lineage: Eukaryota; Metazoa; Chordata; Mammalia; Monotremata; Tachyglossidae
Gene: MLLT10
Product: MLLT10 histone lysine methyltransferase DOT1L cofactor
Exons: 21
Coding region: 199-3345 (1048 amino acids)
Biological process (GO): regulation of transcription by RNA polymerase II
Cellular component (GO): nucleus
Molecular function (GO): histone binding; nucleosome binding
Source: RefSeq, a predicted model, not a curated record